Messenger RNA from Pseudomassariella vexata, 2673 nucleotides. RefSeq lists its product as uncharacterized. The record is from RefSeq and is a predicted model, not a curated record. The transcript is spliced from 3 exons. The coding region runs from base 1 to 2673 and encodes 890 amino acids. Lineage: Eukaryota; Fungi; Ascomycota; Sordariomycetes; Amphisphaeriales; Pseudomassariaceae.
AUGCCGAUGAUACCGAAGAAUGAGAGAACUUCGCUGACGAGCAACAUCACCUCUGAUGGCGCAGUUAACCGGAUUUCCUCUCCAAACCCACCCUCAGUCCCCAACACUGCACCCAAAACUCGCCGGCUGAAGUCGACAUCCAGCUCAUGCCAGCCCUCCAGUAUCGACGAGUCCAAUGUGGUGCCCUUCGUCCCGGAACAUCACCAAAGGGAGAACAGCCAGGAAUACGAGCAUGCGCACUGGUUGUUCUCGUCUAGCGCAAAAGAGGUCCAGCCUUGGAGUUCUCAAAGAUGGCAGUACCACCAGAGCUUAGAGGCUUCUGGACCACGUCUGGCAACACCAAAGAACACAACUUGGAACCCAGCUCAUGACUUGGUCUCGGUUUGGUUGUCGGAUAUCCCAUUCCCUUCAUUUGAAUCGGUUCAGGCACCUCGUCCGAUGAAACAAGCUCAACGAAAUAUCACAUCUGAGUCCAUGGCGCCUGACAUCGACGAUAUUGAAGCUUUCCCCAAGCUAGCUAGUGUUGCCGGUGCCCAGAUACGCCGAAAUUUACUCGAGACAUGUCGAGGCAAAGGUGCCAGGGCCAGUUCAAGUAACAAACCUGAUCACAUGUCUUGGGUCCAUGUUUCUCGGGACGAUGUAACCUCGCCAGUGUCCGCGCCACCGCAUAUCAACGAAGGCUCAACGUACCAUGGAUACUUCGACCACGUACCCGCAAGAACUUCGAACAAGAUUGACGUCAAUCGCUCUCAUUCGCGAUGGGGCUCAGGGUUUGAUGGGCCCCUCAGUCCUACAAGCAACAACGAGACCGAGUCGGCACCAAGUGAGAUAGGAUCAAGUUUACCUCAGCGGAUGCAAAGCGGAGGUGAAAAUUCACAAGUCAGUUCCACCGAGUCCGGUUCCAUUGACUGGGAAAGGAGCUGGUUCAAGAGAAAGCCUCGUCGGACUCACAAUGUCUCCGAGGUUUCGAUUCCUGAUCCUGCCUUUCAUACACAUGCGAUUGACUUGUUCUCCAUGACCAGUCUCGAUGCUGAGGAUAGCAGCGGGGACUCCGGGUCUGACAUAGCAUGUCCUCACGUUGUGGAACAUCAUGCGCAGUUUCAUGCCCUGCAGCAGUUCGCCUUGAAAUCAUGUCCCGAACUCCACACCACCUUGGAUAAGUACGAGGCAGCCGAUUCAGAGGCAAGUUCACACAGGAACGAGUGGCGAGAUCCAGCUUCUGGACUAUCAGCCCAUAGACCAAACACAAAGCGACCCCGAGAAACCAUGCGAGACGCCAUGUCAAGGCGCCUGCAUUCUCUCGGACGACGAUUUCACCGAACCUCGUCGAACUACUCAGUUCGCCCUGACUUUCCAGCCCAUCCUCACGGCAAGGACCGCCGACUAUUGGCACGGAACUCUUCAGACAUCUGUCCAUCCUCGGGCGACGAAAACCCAGUUUUCAAUUCGCCGGCAUCUGAUUUCAUGCCUGAUAAUACGUCGGGGAAGCCUGCCGAUCUACUCGACAAGGCUAGUAUCAUGAUUGCCGCUGCCGAACUCGAUCGACUUUCGUCGAUGGGUGGUCGAAGCCACACACCCAAGGAUCCGGAAACAAGUUCGUCUCUGGGUAUACCGCCCAACACUCCAUCAUCACCCGGUGGUUUCCCAAGCGGGGCGGCGAGUCCUUCGAGCGCCGGAUAUGCGGCUGCAGCACCUCCUCCCUCUUAUGCCCCGCCCAGCAACACUUCAGCUUCCGGUGGUCCGUCCGGAGUAAGCACGCCGGCUAGACGCGGACAACGACGGCGGGCAGCACGAAGCCGUCUAUCAGAGGUAACAACCCCUGAAGACCUAGGCACGGCCGAUUCCACGCUAUCUCAGGCAUUCACGCCGCCGAUGAUCGACAAGAUCGGGGAAACGGUAAUCGAUGACAUGGAUGACUUUGAUCAACCGCUAUACCCUCGGCCGCUCAUGGUCAAUCGCAGUGGUAGACAAGCCGCACCAAGACUGCAGAGAGACCGCCCUGAUGUAUCAUCACCCAAAUACGCAGAAGCUAGGACGUCACCGAUUCCCACCAGAGAAGCGGAGAAACUUGUCAAGUCAAGAAAUUUAUUGGAAUUGUCGGAUGUUGUGGACACCAUUGUUGAAGAGGAGGCCAACACCAUCCCCGUUAGAACAUCCUCAAUUGGCAAGACAUCGGAAUGUGGCCUCGAACAGCCUCGAGUUUCCGUUCAGACUUCACCUCUCGGCGUGCGGCCACAUGUCACUUCGACGGUAAGUUCUCCUGGGCAGAUGCGGGCAUCAUCACCACCACUCGUGAAACCUAUCCCUAUCAGGGCAGACACAGAACCCAGACCAGACGCCUUGCCCUCGGAGUGCAUCAAUCUUGCUCCGACGGUGAAUCCAGCCUCCGACGUUUCGCAGUCGCCAACAUCCACAGAGACAACCUCCUGCCAUCCAGAUACCUGGACAGAUGCACAGGGUGAGCCAGGAGAUUCGGAUCCGUUCUGUCCGCCGGCUUGCGAAACAAGGCAUAGCCACGAAACUGCGGGAUCCCCCGUGCAGCCAAUGGGGUUCUUCAGAAAGAGCACGAGCGGGACUGUGCACAUACUAGACGCUGUGGAGAGUAGCGGGAGUGAGGGGCAGCAGGACAAAGUGACAAAUUUCAGGGAUCAUGACUGUGUGCUUGAAAACUGA